CCCCGUUACGACCCCUAUUUGUUAAGCGGGCUGACCGUUAGUGGGAACAGAUGGACUCUGAUCGCCAAUUGGAUAACUGUGCCGCCGUCUGCUUCCUAGCCGGCGAUUAUGCCGAUGGCCACCAACAAGAUAGACGGAAAAUCUGCUCGAACUGUGAUAGGCCAGUAAAAGUUUGUUUAUGCAACAUAAUCCCAUCGGAGCCGAUAACCACUGUUACUCGAAUCGUAAUUCUUCACCACCCUCACGAGCAGCGCCACAAGCUUGCUACGGUUCCUGUUCUAUCCAAGUGCCUCGACAAUUGCGAUGUUAUUGUUGGACGGAGAUUACGCUACGGUGUUUGCGACAUUCUCGAUUCUCUCCAUGAUGAUGCUCUUCGAAACCCUAAUUUCACCAGCAGAGCUAUUUAUCUAUUUCCUGGUGCUGAUACUUCACCAUCUCAGGAAAUCAACCAUUGGAAGUCCUCUAAAAAUAAUGUAGAGAUGACUAAUUAUGUCUUGAUUGCUUUUGAUGGAACUUGGAAGCAUGCCCGAGAGAUGAUGCGAGCAAGCUUAUCUUUUCUGUCCAAGUUUGCUGUUCAGGUUCACUUAGACUAUGAUAUUGGCAAUGACGGUGGGACGAUCUUCAAUUCUGAUUUAAUUCUUAGGAAGGAACCGUUUAGUGGGUGCAUGAGUACCAUGGAGGCAGUAGCGCAUUGCUUACGGAUCCUUGAGCCUAAUGGAAUCAGUAUAGAGUCAAAUUUGAUAGAGGUUUUAAGAAGUAUGGUUAAAUUUCAGGCUUCUUUCUUCAAGCCUAUGAAACCUAGGCCAAAAUUGAUAAAGGGAGGACGAGAGGGAAAAAUAUAAUUGCUCUGUUCCAUUUUCUGUGUUUUUGAAGCAACAUUUAGCACAAGGAUUGCCUCGAAGCUCUUUUGAUUAUCACGUGCCAGACUGAUCAAUCCAUCUGCCUGUA
Molecule: messenger RNA, 948 nt
Organism: Solanum verrucosum
Lineage: Eukaryota; Viridiplantae; Streptophyta; Magnoliopsida; Solanales; Solanaceae
Exons: 2
Coding region: 51-842 (263 amino acids)
Source: RefSeq, a predicted model, not a curated record